Molecule: messenger RNA, 2283 nt
Organism: Notechis scutatus (mainland tiger snake)
Lineage: Eukaryota; Metazoa; Chordata; Lepidosauria; Squamata; Elapidae
Source: RefSeq, a predicted model, not a curated record
GAUCUUGUUUCAAUGAUCAUGCAGAUGGUUUCUGUUUCACCUCCAUCAAUUCAACAUGAUAUCAUUACAAGUCUGCCAGAAAUUCUGGAAGAUUCCCAGCAUAGUGAAAUUGCCAAACAACUUAGUUCUUUAUUAAAGGAGAACAUUGGGCUUACAGUUCCAGUCCUGGAUGCACUUUCCUGUUUAAAUCUUGAUAUGGAACUUCUGUCUGAGAUACGCCUCUCUGUCAUGAGUUCAGUAUCUGCUGUAAAAGUGGAAGAUUUACCCAUAAUAGUUAAGUUUAUUCUUCAUUCUAUGAAGGCCACUGAAGCAACAGAGGUAAUUUCUGACCUUCGUAAGAAGCUGAACCUGGAAUCAUGUGCCGCCCUUCCAAGUAUCCAGGCUUCUCAGAGUAAACUCAGCAGCCAGGCACAGUCAAGUCUAUCUGCAAGCCAAAUGAGUAUUAACAAGGAUUCUUUCAAGCUCCUUUUUGAAGUAUUAAAGUCGGCUCUUAAAUUUCAGAAGUGUGUAUUAGAAGGUUGGAUUAAGGCUAUUGAGAAUAUUCCUACUGCCUCUGAUCAUAAGGUCCUGGAUAUGGUAAUGCUGUUAAUAAUCUAUGCUACAAGUACCAAAAACAAGAAGCAAAUUGAGAGAUUGUUGAAGAGUAAGAUUCAGUCGGGUUGUUUGCGAGAGCAGUUGCUGCAGAACGCCUUCCGAUAUCACUCGCUGGUUAUGAGAGAUUUUUUUCCAGCAAUCUUGUCAGUUGCUGAGAGCUUUGUGAACUCAGUAGAUCCUUGUGUUAUCUCCUUUGGUAGCUGCAUGUACAAGCAAGCAUUCACGGCUUUUGAUUCUUACUGCCAGCAGGAGAUUGUGGGUGCCUUGGUUACUCAUAUAUGUGGUGGCAACAAGGCUGAAGUGGAUGUUUCUCUGGAUACAUUAACUGAUCUUGUGUCUGUCCAUACCUCAUCAGUUGUUUCUUAUGUUGUCUUUCUGAAGAGCACCUUGGACUACAUGGAUAAUCUCGGUCCACAGCAAAUUCGGAAGCUAUUUCAUAUCCUCAGCAUGCUGGCAUUCAUCCAGGGGCAUAGAAACAGCCACAUCCAGGAUGAUAUGCACGUGGUGAUUAGAAAGCAGCUCUCAAGUACGAUCCCUAAGUAUAAACGUAUUGGGAUUAUUGGAGCAGUUACCAUGGUUGGCAGUAUGGCAGCCAAGAGGAGCAAAGAAAAUGGGAAAUUGCUGGAAAGGGAACAGCUGACCAAGGAACAACACAGAGAGAUUAUAACUUUGCUGGAGCUUGUAUUCUCCUGUUGCGGGCAGGAUCCUCAUGCCUUGGCUUUAUACUAUGAUGAACUUGCCAACUUAAUUCAGAAAGGAAAUCUGGAUUUGCAGAUCCUGGCCUGGAUUAAGGACUAUGUGGUCCAAGACUUUGAGAGCGAUUUUGUCACAGAUCUUCUCCAGAUAGAGGAUAGUACUUUCCCAUUCCCAGUGAAAGCUCUAUAUGCCUUGGAAGAUGGUGAAAGUGAGGGGGGUAUUGCUAUUAACUUGCUGCCCCUGUUGUCCCAGAGCUUUUCCAUGAACCUGGAUGUAACAGCUGCGGAAAGCAAGGACAAAAGGCUAGUGUCUCCAGUAUGCUUGUCACCCUUCUUCCGAAUGCUGAGGCUCUGCAUGUCAGAACUGAAUAAAGGGAGUAUGGAGGACAUUGAUGCCUUGUUAGUGUGUCCUUUAUAUCUGACCAGCUUGGAGGUGGCAGAAAAAAUAGAGUCCUUGUCAAAGGAAGAACGUGAGUUCCUUUGUUCGCUCUUAUUUCAUGCGGUGAACUGGUUUCGUGAGGUUGUGAAUGCUUUCUGCCGAGAAGAAGACCCUAAUAUAAAAGGAAAAGUUUUGACUCGGUUACAGAACAUUACUGAGCUACAAUGUACUCUGGAAAAAUGCUUAGCAGCAAGCCCUGGAUAUGUUCCUCCUCUCGCUAACUUUGAUGCUGAGACCUUAGAAGCUGCACCUGUCCUCAAUACCACUUCUGUUAUUAAAAAAAAGAACAAAGGACAAAAAAGACUAAAAUCAGAUAGCAGCAAAAACAGCUUUGGAGAUAGUUCACAAGUGGAUGAGAACUUGGAAAUAAUUCAAGCUGAAGCUGAGACAAGUCAACAAGAAAAAUCUAGCUCUCCAGAAAAAGAUCCAGGAACUCCUUUAAUACAGCUGCAAAAUUACAGUGCAUACUUCCGUGAAUUAGAUUUGGAAGUUUUUACCAUCCUUCAUUGUGGACUGCUGACCAAAUCUGUUCUGGACUCAGAGAUGCACACAAAG